AAUAAUUAGGAUUAAAAUCCCACAUUAGCCAUUUGCAUAGUCAAGUGAGGAAAUAUGCUUCCUGUUUAUAGCUUCACUGAUUUUACUUCUCUGAAGUUGUGACACCUGAAACUGAUACAGAUGUGAACACUCAACCACUCCCUGAAGACUCCAGGGGAAUGGGACUGGGGAGGAUCCAACGCCAUUCAAAUGGGCCAGUCAUCUAGAUCAUGUCAUCAGAGGAAAAGUUCUUAGUCCAUUUCAUUUUGUUCUCAGGUUUCACCUGUCCAUUUCAGAGCACCUCUUCCUUUCUCACCUUUGAUUAUCCUCUUUUUCACCUUGAAUCUCAAAUUUUUUUCAACAAUGAGAAAUAAAACCAUGUUGACUGAGUUCAUCCUUCUGGGUCUAACAGAUGUCCCUGAACUCCAGGUGGUAGUUUUCACCUUUCUUUUCCUUGCCUAUUUACUCAGCAUCAUCGGAAAUCUGACUAUCCUCAUCCUCACCUUGCUGGAUUCCCACCUUCAGACCCCCAUGUAUUUCUUUCUCCGGAACUUCUCAUUCUUGGAAAUUUCCUUCACAAACAUCUUUAUUCCCAGGGUCCUGAUUAGCAUCACAACAGGAAACAAGAGUAUCAGCUUUGCUGGCUGCUUCACUCAGUAUUUCUUUGCCAUAUUCCUUGGGGCAACGGAGUUUUAUCUUCUGGCUGCCAUGUCCUAUGAUCGUUAUGUGGCCAUCUGCAAACCCCUGCAUUACACGACCAUCAUGAGCAGCAGAGUGUGUACCCAACUGGUUCUCUGUUCAUGGCUGGGUGGGUUAAUGGCUAUUAUACCACCAAUCGCUUUGAUGAGUCAGCAGGACUUUUGUGCAUCCAACAGGCUGAAUCAUUAUUUCUGUGACUAUGAGCCUCUUCGGGAACUCGCCUGUUCAGACACAAGCCUCAUGGAGAAGGUUGUCUUUCUUGUGGCAUCUGUGACCCUGGGAGUCACUCUCAUGAUAGUGAUUCUUUCUUAUAUAUUCAUCAUCAAGACUAUUCUGAAGCUCCCCUCUGCCCAGCAAAGGACAAAAGCCUUUUCCACUUGUUCUUCCCACAUGAUUGUCAUCUCCCUCUCUUACGGAAGCUGCUUCUUCAUGUAUGUUAAGCCCUCAGCAAAAGAAGGAGACACAUUUGGCAAGGCAGUAGCUUUACUUAUUACUUCAGUUGCUCCUUUGCUGAACCCCUUUAUUUAUACCCUAAGGAACCAACAGGUAAAACAAGCCUUCAAGGAUACAGUCAAAAAGCUUGUGAAUCUUUAAAGAACUUAAUAAUUA
Molecule: messenger RNA, 1287 nt
Organism: Lemur catta (Ring-tailed lemur)
Lineage: Eukaryota; Metazoa; Chordata; Mammalia; Primates; Lemuridae
Product: olfactory receptor 2AP1
Exons: 3
Coding region: 343-1272 (309 amino acids)
Biological process (GO): G protein-coupled receptor signaling pathway
Cellular component (GO): membrane
Molecular function (GO): G protein-coupled receptor activity; olfactory receptor activity
Source: RefSeq, a predicted model, not a curated record